Molecule: messenger RNA, 1421 nt
Organism: Microbotryum saponariae
Lineage: Eukaryota; Fungi; Basidiomycota; Microbotryomycetes; Microbotryales; Microbotryaceae
Source: the annotation of a GenBank genome assembly
AUGUCAGGACUACCACCCUCGAUGGAUGAGGAACGGCUCAAAGUAGAUAUUGUCUCUACGGGCUCAGCUCCGCAACCCGCUGCUGACAGCGCUGAUACACGCGUACCCACCUCCUCCAGGCGCUGUUUGAAGCCUACGUCAAUCCAUCGGGAGGUCGUACCCUCGAAGAACUGCUCAAAUCCAAGGACAAGCUCAAAGGUGCCGAGGCACAACGACUACGUGGUCACUUCUCGUCUUACUGUCUCCACCCUGCAGAGUGAGAGCUUCCCUCGUCCCCCACUUCAAGUCCGGCUGAACUGAGUAAUCCCCGUCCUUUCCACACUGCAGCUGUCAAGACCCCAUUUUUGUCGCCAAUCUCAUGACGGGUCGACUCAAGGCCUUGCAGCAACGAUGGGAAGACGAUAUCAAAGAAGCCACAGGCUCGGUCGAAGCAGCUCGCAUCGAAUGGGAAAAUUGUUGGUCCACCUGGAGAAAAGGCGAACACGCCAAAGGCUUCUCUCGUGUUACUGACCGCGAACUCAAUCUCUCCCUCCACCAGUCCGAGACUCGCCCAAUCAACUCCCUAUCGUUGAUAUCCUUCAAAUCGGAGCUUGGACCCAGUUGAGCAAUGUCAAGUCGAUCCCGGAACGAUAUUACGAAUGCCUCGAGUUCCUGACUCGAAAAGUCGGCAUGUCGGUCGAAGGAACGGAUAUAGCCGGGUGCGUGUUAAGAGACAAAACUGUGUCUCCGAAGUCGAGAGCAAUGAACUGAUUAACCUUUUCCUUCGGCCUCUGGAUGACCAUAGCUACACCGCCUUACAACACUCGCUCACGUGCACGCCCCUUUUACACGACUUCAAAUGGUCCUCGUUCCUCCUCCAAGCCUGUCCCGACCCCAUCACCGCCAUCAAUCACCGCAACCGCUACGGCACAACCUCGAUGCACGAAGCCUCCAUGACCCUCAUGCGACCAGGGGAAACUGAAAUUCGGGCCAACGUCCUUCGAUGGCUUUUGGAACACGGCGCGAAUGCCGACGUUUUGGAUGGAGAUCAUUGUUCCCCUCGGUCGACGGGGGGCAGAGUCCCGCAAUUCAAAGAGAUCAUUCAGGAGUUUGAUCAGGUACAGAUCAAGACUGAGGCGUGCGGAUUCUGUAGGAGGGGUGGGUUUGUGGGCAAGGGGAAAGCCAAGGAUGCGAAGUCGGCGUCGGGGGAGGCCAACUUGAAGGAACGCACGCAGGGAGGGGACGAGGAGGCCGUUCCGCUCAAGGCGAAUUUGAGGUGUGGGAGAUGUCGAGCGAGGAAUUACUGCGGUGCGGCGUGUCAGAAAAUGGAUUGGGCGGCGCACAAGAAACAAUGCGUUGCGUUCGCAUCGAAUGCUCCAAGUCAAAGGGAGGUCGAGGCCAAGGCGACAAGCGAGGGCAAGAAGGAAGAGACGACGUCAUAG